Anneissia japonica is the source of this 13907-nucleotide messenger RNA. RefSeq lists its product as uncharacterized. The transcript has 54 exons. NCBI's taxonomy places the organism in Eukaryota, Metazoa, Echinodermata, Crinoidea, Comatulida, Comatulidae. The coding region runs from base 440 to 12985 and encodes 4181 amino acids. Gene Ontology annotation, biological process: cell surface receptor signaling pathway; G protein-coupled receptor signaling pathway. The record is from RefSeq and is a predicted model, not a curated record. Gene Ontology annotation, cellular component: membrane. Gene Ontology annotation, molecular function: G protein-coupled receptor activity; protein binding.
AGGUCGAGGUUGCUUCCCCUAUCACGAUGUAUUCCAAGCAUCAUGAGGCUAUCCAAGCCCCACUUUUCCCCCUAGUCCUCGGACAUUUCUAGAUUCGCCCCUGUUGAGGAUAGAAAUUAUUUACUGUGAACAAUACAUUGGGCGUCCCGGAUAGUUAGUCUCUCACUGCACUUGACGUAAUCUCUGUAUUUAGUGACAAUCAAACUGUCCAACGAAAGAUGAAUACACCUAUUAAAUUUUCCUUGACUAGUACUCAUGGAGCGUGUCGAUUGUAUUUAUUAAAGAAAAAGUACGGUACCUGCUAUUCCUGGGUUGGUAGCGUUGCACCUGAUUGAUUCCUUUCAAAGGUAGUACCACGGUACUGACAUUCCUGCAGUUUAUAAUCUGUGUGAUUUUGUGUAGACAACCAAAGGGUACACGACGUUAUUAUGCUAUAGGUAUGGAAGCCAUCAAAUCUAUUAUAUUAUGUAUUCUGUUGGCUUUGAUAGUAUCUAUCCCAGUAGGCAGUCAAACCUGCGGCGGUACCGAAAUUGCGUGCGACGAUGGCACUUGUGUGCCAUACACUGCCCGGUGUGAUGGGUCAUCAAACUGCAGCAACGCUUCAGAUGAGUGGAACUGCGAUACGUGUAAUUCUAAUGAAUAUAGGUGCCCUACAGGUACUCUAACCUGCAUUCCAGGGGCAUUCGUGUGUGACACUUUUGUUGAUUGCUCUGACGGAUCAGAAGAGUCGACGUGUCUAAAUCUAGAGCCAUGGGACAUUAAAUCAAUAGAAGAAGGGACUGAGAUUAUGCUGGCAAUGGAUCUGACCUAUGGUGCAAUAUACGCAGGAUCAUUGGAUAACCAAAGAGUUGAUUUUCAGACUUUAAUUUUCAACAGUACAUUUUCAUUUGCAGCAAUUGAUUACGAUCCUGUUGAACAGAAUAUAUACGUCACAGAUAUUGCUAGUGGUUUGAUAUUAGUGACGCCGCUCAAUGGACAAAGUAUUACUGUCCUCGUUAGUGAAAAUGUCACAGCGCCAGAAGGGAUUACUCUUGAUCCAAUAUCUGGAACCAUUUUUUGGACUGACAGUGCAUUUGAUGUUAUUGAAUCGAUGCAGAUGAAUGGAAGCAAUCGACGAGUUAUUAUUAGUUCUGGCCUUUCAUCUCCAAGAGGAAUUGUUGCGCUCAUCACAAACAGGACGCUGUUUUGGACAGAUUGGGAAAAUGAUAUGAUUGAACGAAGUGACUAUGAUGGUCAGAAUAGAUUCAAUUUGGGAAGCAGCGGUGGAAGGUGGUACAACAGUCUCACUCUAGAUGUUGAAGGUGGUUGGCUUUACGCUGCAGUAUCUUCAAAUUCCUUGGAUUCUAUUAUUCAAAGAAUGGAUUUUUGGGGAAAUUUUAAACAACUGGUCUAUAGCAGAGAUAUAGGUAGACCUUUUGAUUUAUAUUAUCAUAAGGGUUAUAUCUAUUACACUGACUGGGACCAAGAUUCUGUGAUGAAAGUUGAGGCAGUUAGGAAUGCAGGAUCUUCCGAGAAUAUUACUACUGAUGUAUUCCGACGCAGUAAUUCUCAGGGAACAGGAAUUCAUAUUCUUGUAUAUGAAGAUAUUGAACAACCUAUGUUGCAAUGCCCUGAAAACAUUAGCACAACAACUGAUCCCAGUCAGCCAUAUUCAACUGUAUAUUGGAAUGUAUCAGCAAGUGACAAUUCAGGGAGUGUGACAUGGAAUUGUAGCAGAGUAUCUGGUGACAUGUUUGAAGCCAUCUGGCCACGUGAACCACAUAGAGUAUUUUGCAAAGCGGAAGAUGCGUCUGGCAAUACUGCAGAAUGUUCUUUCUUUAUCACUGUAGAUGAUGAAGAAAGUCCAACUGUUUCAUGUCCAAGCAACUUCGAUGUACCAACUGAUGAUGGGUCAGCUUCGGCGGUGGUUUACUGGUUAGUCAAUGUGACAGAAAAUACAGAUUACGAAGUAUCAGUGUUUUUCUCACACGAAUCAGGAGAGUCAUUUUUUGUUGGUACAUCAACAGUAACAUAUCUCAUUAUAGACAGAUUUGAUAAUAGAAAUGACUGUAUAUUCACAGUAACAGUUAGAGAUAAUGAACAACCUAUGUUGCAAUGUCCUGAUGACAUUGAUGUAGUAUUAACUGAUCCGGGUCAGCCAUAUUCGACUAUAUAUUGGAAUGUAUCAGUAAGUGACAAUUCUGGAAGUGUGACAUGGAAUUGUAGCCAAGAAACUGGUCAUAGGUUUCACGUCAUCUGGCCAAUUGAACGACAGAAUGUAACAUGCGAAGCAGAGGAUGCGUAUGAAAAUGCUGCAGAAUGUGUAUUUUUUGUUAAAGUGUAUGAUAAGGAACAUCCAAGUGUUUUGUGUCCAAGUAGCAUUGAUGUACCUAAUGAUGAUGGGUCAGCGGUAGCAGUGGUCAGCUGGUCAGUCAAUGUCACAGACAACACAGAUUCUCUAUAUGAAGUAAUAGUGUCAGGCUCUGGUACAGAGUAUAACAAAUCUGGACACGCAUUUCCUGUUGGCAUCACAACAUUAGACUAUGUUGUUACAGAUGCAUUUGGUAACGCAGACAACUGUUCCUUCACAGUAACUGUCAGUGAUACUGAAGAACCUAUGUUACAAUGUCCCGAUGAUAUUGAUGUAGCAUUAACCAAUCCGGGUCAGCCAUAUUCGACUGUAUAUUGGAAUGUAUCAGUAAGUGACAAUUCAGGGAGUGUGACAUGGAAUUGUAGCAGAGUAUCUGGUGACAGGUUUGACGUCAUCUGGCCAAUUGAACGACAGAAUGUAUCAUGCGUAGCUGAGGAUGUGCAUGGCAAUACUGCAGAAUGUGUAUUUUAUGUUACUGUAAUUGAUGAAGAAAAUCCAAGUAUUUUGUGCCCAAGUAACGUUGAUGUCCCUACUGAUGAUGGAUCUGCCGUAGCAGUGGUCAGCUGGUCAGUCAACUACUCAGACAACACAGAUUCUAUAUAUGACCUAGUAUUGUCAGGUUCUAUUACAGAGUACUUUUUUGAUGCACUUGGAUAUGCGUUUCCCGUUGGCACGACAACAUUAAACUAUGUUAUUACAGACGUAUUUGGAAACACAGACAACUGUUCCUUCACAAUAACUGUCCGAGAUACUGGAGAACCUAUGUUACAAUGUCCCGAUGAUAUUGAUGUAGCAUUAACUGAUCCAGGUCAACCAUAUUCGACUGUAUAUUGGAAUGUAUCAGUAAGUGACAAUUCUGGAAGUGUGACAUGGAAUUGUAGCAGAGUAUCUGGUGACAUGUUUGACGUCAUUUGGCCAAUUGAACGACAGAAUGUAUCAUGCGAAGCUGAGGAUGUGCAUGGCAAUACUGCAGAAUGUGUAUUUUAUAUUACUGUAAUUGAUGAAGAAAAUCCAAGUAUUUCAUGUCCAAGUAGCGUUGAUGUACCUAAUGAUGAUGGGUCAGCGGUAGCAGUGGUCAGCUGGUCAGUCAAUGUCACAGACAACACAGAUUCUCUAUAUGAAGUAAUAGUGUCAGGCUCUGGUACAGAGUAUAACAAAUCUGGACACGCAUUUCCUGUUGGCAUCACAACAUUAGACUAUGUUGUUACAGAUGCAUUUGGUAACGCAGACAACUGUUCCUUCACAGUAACUGUCAGUGAUACUGAAGAACCUAUGUUACAAUGUCCCGAUGAUAUUGAUGUAGCAUUAACCAAUCCGGGUCAACCAUAUUCGACUGUAUAUUGGAAUGUAUCAGUAAGUGACAAUUCAGGGAGUGUGACAUGGAAUUGUAGCAGAGUAUCUGGUGACAGGUUUGAUGUCAUCUGGCCAAUUGAACGACAGAAUGUAUCAUGCGUAGCUGAGGAUGUGCAUCGCAAUACUGCAGAAUGUGUAUUUUAUGUUACUGUAAUUGAUGAAGAAAAUCCAAGUAUUUUGUGCCCAAGUAACGUUGAUGUCCCUACUGAUGAUGGAUCUGCCGUAGCAGUGGUCAGCUGGUCAGUCAACUACUCAGACAACACAGAUUCUAUAUAUGACCUAGUAUUGUCAGGUUCUAAUACAGAGUACUUUUUUGAUGCACUUGGAUAUGCGUUUCCCGUUGGCACGACAACAUUAAACUAUGUUAUUACAGACGUAUUUGGAAACACAGACAACUGUUCCUUCACAAUAACUGUCCGAGAUACUGGAGAACCUAUGUUACAAUGUCCUGAUGAUAUUGAUGUAGCAUUAACUGAUCCAGGUCAGCCAUAUUCGACUGUAUAUUGGAAUGUAUCAGUAAGUGACAAUUCUGGAAGUGUGACAUGGAAUUGUAGCAGAGUAUCUGGUGACAUGUUUGACGUCAUUUGGCCAAUUGAACGACAGAAUGUAUCAUGCGAAGCUGAGGAUGUGCAUGGCAAUACUGCAGAAUGUGUAUUUUAUAUUACUGUAAUCGAUGAAGAAAAUCCAAGUGUUUCGUGCCCAAGUAGCAUUGAUGUACCUAAUGAUGAUGGGUCAGCCGUAGCAGUGGUCAGCUGGUCUGUCAACGUCACGGACAACACAGAUUCUAUAUAUGAAGUAAUAGUGUCAGGCUCUGGUACAGAGUACAACGAAUUUGGACAAGCAUUCCCUGUUGGCAUGACAACAUUAUACUAUGUUGUUACAGAUGCAUUUGGUAACAGAGACAACUGUUCCUUCACAAUAACUGUCCGAGAUACUGGAGAACCCAUGUUACAAUGUCCCAAUGACAUUAAUUUAGCAUUAACUGAUCCGGGUCAGCCAUAUUCGACUGUAUAUUGGAAUGUAUCAGUCAGUGACAAUUCAGGGAGUGUGACAUGGAAUUGUAGCAGAGUAUCUGGUGACAGGUUUGAUGUCAUUUGGCCAACUGAGCGACAGAAUGUAUCAUGCGAAGCUGAGGAUGUGCAUGGCAAUACUGCAGAAUGUGUAUUUUAUGUUACUGUAAUCGAUAAAGAAACUCCGAGUAUUUCAUGUCCAAGUAACAUUGAUGUAUCCACUGAUGAUGGGUCGGCUGUAGCACUAGUGAGUUGGUUAGUGAACGUCACAGACAACUCAGGUUCUAUAUAUGAAGUAAUAGUUUCAGGUUCAGGUACCGAGUACAACAAAUCUGAACAUGCGUUUCCUGUUGGCAUCACAGCAUUAGACUAUGUUGCUACAGAUGCAUUCGGUAACGCAGACAACUGUUCCUUCACAGUAACUGUCAGAGAUAUCGGAGAACCCAUGUUACAAUGUCCCAAUGACAUUAAUUUAGCAUUAACUGAUCCGGGUCAGCCAUAUUCGACUGUAUAUUGGAAUGUAUCAGUAAGUGACAAUUCAGGGAUUGUGACAUGGAAUUGUAGCAGAGUAUCUGGUAACAUAUUUGACGUCAUCUGGCCAAUUGAACGACAGAAUGUAUCAUGCGAAGCUGAGGAUGCCCAUGGCAAUACUGCAGAAUGUGUAUUUUAUAUUACUGUAAUUGAUGAAGAAAAUCCAAGUGUUUCAUGUCCAAGAAGCAUUGGUGUACCUAAUGAUGAUGGAUCAGCCGUAGCAGUGGUCAGCUGGUCAGUCAAUGUCACCGACAACACAGAUUCUAUAUAUGAAGUAAUAGUGUCAGGCUCUGGUACAGAGUACAACGAAUCUGGACAAGCAUUUCCUGUUGGCAUGACAACUUUAGACUAUGUUGUUACAGACGCAUUUGGAAACACAGAAAACUGUUCCUUCACAAUAACUGUCCAAGAUACUGGAGAACCUAUGUUGCAAUGUCCCAAUGACAUUGAUGUAGCAUUAACUGAUCCGGAUCAGCCUUAUUCGACUGUAUAUUGGAAUGUAUCAGUAAGUGACAACUCAGGGAGUGUGACAUGGAAUUGUAGCAAAAUAUCUGGUGACAGGUUUGACGUCAUCUGGCCAACUGAACGACAGAAUGUAUCUUGUGAGGCUGAGGAUGCGCAUGACAAUACUGCAGAAUGUGUAUUUUAUGUUACUGUAAUCGAUAAAGAAACUCCGAGUAUUUCAUGUCCAAGUAAUAUUGAUGUAUCCACUGAUGAUGGGUCGGCUGUAGCACUAGUGAAUUGGUUAGUGAAUGUCACAGACAACUCAGGUUCUAUAUAUGAAGUGACAGUUUCUGGAUCAGGUACAGAGUACAACGAAUCUGAACACGCGUUUCCUGUUGGCAUCACAGCAUUAGACUAUGUUGCUACAGAUGCAUUUGGUAACACAGACAACUGUUCCUUCACAGUAACUGUCAGAGAUACCGGAGAACCCAUGUUAAAAUGUCCCAAUGAUAUUAAUUUAGCAUUAACUGAUCCGGGUCAGCCAUAUUCAACUGUAUAUUGGAAUGUAUCAGUAAGUGACAAUUCAGGGAGUGUGACAUGGAAUUGUAGCAGAGUAUCUGGUGACAGGUUUGACGUCAUUUGGCCAAUUGAACGACAGAAUGUAUCAUGCGUAGCUGAGGAUGUGCAUGGCAAUACUGCAGAAUGUGUAUUUUAUAUUACUGUAAUUGAUGAAGAAAAUCCAAGUAUUUCGUGUCCAAGAAGCGUUGAUGUACCUAAUGAUGACGGGUCAGCCGUAGCAGUGGUCAGCUGGUCAGUUAACAUCACAGACAACACAAAUUAUAUAUAUGAAUUAAUAUUGUCAGGCUCUGGUACAGAGUACAACGAAUCUGGACAAGCAUUUCCUGUUGGCAUGACAACUUUAGACUAUGUUGUUACAGACGCAUUUGGAAACAUAGAAAACUGUUCCUUCACAGUAACUGUCCGAGAUACUGGAGAACCUAUGUUACAAUGUCCCAAUGACAUUGAUGUAGCAUUAACUGAUCCGGGUCAGCCAUAUUCUACUGUAUAUUGGAAUGUAUCAGUAAGUGACAAUUCUGGGAGUGUGACAUGGAAUUGUAGCAGAGUAUCUGGUGACAGGUUUGACGUCAUUUGGCCAAUUGAACGACAGAAUGUAUCAUGCGAAGCAGAGGAUGUGCAUGGCAAUACUGCAAAAUGCGUAUUUUAUGUUACUGUAAUCGAUAAAGAAAAUCCGAGUAUUUCAUGUCCAAGUAACAUUGAUGUAUCCACUGAUGAUGGGUCGGCUGUAGCACUAGUGAGUUGGUUAGUGAACGUCACAGACAACUCGGGUUCUAUAUAUGAAGUGACAGAUUCUGGAUCAGGUACCGACUACAACAAAUCUGGACACGUGUUUCCUAUUGGCAUGACAACAUUAGACUAUGUUGCUACAGAUGCAUUUGGUAACACAGACAACUGUUCCUUCACAGUAACUGUCAGAGAUACUGGAAAACCCAUGUUACAGUGUCCCAAUGACAUUAAUUUAGCAUUAACUGAUCCAGGUCAGCCAUAUUCAACUGUAUAUUGGAAUGUAUCAGUGAGUGACAAUUCAGGGAGUGUGACAUGGAAUUGUAGCAGAGUAUCUGGUGACAGGUUUGACGUCAUUUGGCCAAUUGAACGACAGAAUGUAUCAUGCGAAGCUGAGGAUGUGCAUGGCAAUACUGCAGAAUGUGUAUUUUAUGUUACUGUAAUUGAUGAAGAAGAUCCAAGUAUUUCGUGUCCAAGAAGCGUUGAUGUACCUAAUGAUGAUGGAUCAGCCGUAGCAGUGGUGAGCUGGUCAGUUAACAUCACAGACAACACAAAUUAUAUAUAUGAUUUAAUAUUGUCAGGCUCUGGUACAGAGUACAAUGAAACUGGACAAGCAUUUCCUGUUGGCAUGACAACAUUAUACUAUGUUGUUACAGACGCAUUUGGAAACACAGAAAACUGUUCCUUCACAGUAACUGUCCGAGAUACUGGAGAACCCAUGUUACAAUGUCCAGCUGACAUUAAUGAAGCACUAACUGAUCCAGGUCAGCCAUAUUCGACUGUAUAUUGGAAUGUAUCAGUAAGUGACAAUUCAGGAAGUGUGACAUGGAAUUGUAGCAGAGUAUCUGGUGACAGGUUUGACGUCAUCUGGCCAAUUGAACGACAGAAUGUAUCAUGCGAAGCUGAGGAUGCGCAAGGCAAUACUGCAGAAUGUGUAUUUUAUAUUAUAUUAGUUGAUGAAGAAAAUCCCCGUAUUUCAUGUCCAAGCAAUGUUGAUGUAUCUACUAAUGAUGGGUCAGCUAAAGCAGUGGUGAGCUGGUCAGUCAAUGUAACGGACAACACAGAUUCUAUAUAUGAAGUAAUAGUGUCAGGCUCUGGUACAGAGUAUAAUGAAACUGGACAUGAGUUUCCUGUUGGCAUGACAACAUUAGACUAUGUUGUUACAGAUGCAUUUGGUAACAAAGACAACUGUUCCUUCACAGUAACUGUCAGCGAUGCUGGAGAACCUAUGUUACAAUGUCCCGAUGAUAUUGAUGUAGCAAUAACUGAUCAAGGCCAGUCAUAUUCGACAGUUUAUUGGAAUGUAUCAGUGAGUGACAAUUCUGGGAGUGUGACAUGGAAUUGUAGCAGAGUAUCUGGUGACAAGUUUGUCGUCAUCUGGCCAAUUGAACGACAGAAUGUUACCUGCAGAGCUGAAGAUCUGUAUGGCAAUACUGCAGAAUGUGUAUUUUAUGUAAAGGUUUAUGAUAGAGAAAACCCAAGUAUUUCAUGUCCAAGCAGCAUAAAUUUGCCUACUGAUAUGUCAGCUGAAGCCGUGUUGAGUUGGUCAGUCAACGUUACAGACAAUAUUGAUUCUGUGUAUAAACUAGUAUUGUCAGGCUCUGGUACAGAGUACAAUGAAUCUGGGCAAGCAUUUAGUAUUGGUCUGACAACAUUGAACUAUGUCGUGACGGAUGCAUUUGGUAAUAAAAACGAAUGUUCUUUCACGGUGACUGUUAUAGAUACUGGUGAACCCAUAAUAGAAUGUCCUGCCGACAUUGAUGUAGCGUUAACCGACCCAAGUCAGCCAUAUUCUACUGUUUAUUGGAAUGUAACAGCAAGCGACAAUUCAGGGAGUGUGACAUGGAAUUGUAGCAGGAAAUCUGGUGACAGGUUUUUCGUUAUCUGGCCAAUUGAACGACAGAAUGUAACCUGCAAAGCUGUGGAUUUGUACGACAAUACUGUAGAAUGUCUAUUCUAUAUAAUAGUUAAUGAUGAAGAAAACCCAAGUAUUUCAUGUCCCAGCAACUUCGAUGUUCGCAGUGAUGAUGAAUCAGCUGAAGCAGUGGUCAACUGGUCAGUGAACGUCACAGACAACACAGAUUCUAUAUAUGAAGUAACAGUGUCAGGCUCUGGUACAGAGUACAACGAAUCUGGAGACUCGUUUCCUAUUGGCUUAACAACAUUAGACUAUAUUGUCACAGAUGCAUUUGGUAACAGAGGCGAUUGUUCCUUCACAAUAACUGUCAGAGAUACUGGAGACCCCAUGUUGCAAUGUCCUGGUGAUAUUGAUGUAGCAUUAACUGAUCCUGGUCAGCCAUAUUCGACUGUAUAUUGGAAUGUAUCAGUAAGUGACAAUUCAGGAAACGUGACAUGGACUUGUAGCAGAGCAUCUGGUGACAGGUUGGACGUCAUCUGGCCAAUUGAGCGACAGAAUGUAUCAUGCUCAGCUGAGGAUGUGCAUGAAAAUACUGCAGAAUGUAUGUUCUAUAUCACUGUAUAUGACAAGGAGAAACCAAGUAUUUCAUGUCCCAACAACAUUGUUGAGCCUACUGAUAAGGGGUCGGGUGAAGCAGUGGUCAGUUGGUCAGUCAAUGCCUCAGACAACACAGAUUCUAUAUAUGAAGUGGUGGUGUCAGGCUCUGGAACCGGGUUUAACGCAGAGGAAGAAGCAUUUCCAAUUGGUGUGACGACAUUAUACUAUGUUGUAACAGAUGCAUUUGGUAACACAGACGAUUGUUCAUUCAGUGUGGAUAUCAAAGAUGAUGAAGAUCCUAUAUUCACAAACUGCCCAGAAAAUAUCAAUUCUGAAACGGAGUCAAGGUCUUCUAGCGCCCAAGUUUUUUGGUCACCCUCAGAUAUUUCUGACAACUCAGGAGAACCAAGUGUUGUUGCCUCACACAACCCAGGAUCUGUAUUUAAUUUGGGAAUAACAAAAGUGGUAUAUACUGCACGUGAUGACUAUAACAAUACAGCAGUGUGUGCAUUUAAUGUCACUAUUGAAGAUAAAGAAGCACCGUUUUUAAUGUGUCCUGAAGAUAUUGUGGUGAUGUCUACUUCGUCAUCAGGAAUUAAUGUCACAUGGUCACAGCCUAAAUAUGACGACAACUCCGGACAGUCAGUGACACUAAGUUCAUCAGAAAAUUCAGGAGAUGUGUUUACAGUUGGGCAAUAUAUUGUAGCAUAUACAGCAUUCGACCAAUCAGGGAACAAUGCUACCUGUCAAUUUGAAAUCACAGUAGGAGAUCCGUGUACAACAACACCUUGCUUGAAUGGAGGGACGUGCAUUUUAUCAGACCCUGACUUUGAAUGUCGUUGUCCAACAUUACAUACUGGUGAAAACUGUGAAAUUAUACCAGGUUUACCAACUGCAGCAGUUCAACCAAGCUUUGUGAGUGUUGAUUAUCUAAGUGCAGCCAGGUUUUUUUGCAAUAUAAGUAACUCAGUUGAUUGGCAAUGGUACAAAGACUAUGUUGCAAUCCCACUUACUCAGAAUCUGGAAUAUCUAACUAUCGAUAAAGUAAGUCUGGAUGAUCAGGGCUAUUACUAUUGUAAAGCAUCGGGGGUAUCGCCACAUCAAGGUGAAACAGCAGAUUCCAAUAUGGCGGUUCUGACUGUUAAAGAUGCAAUAGCAGUACCAAUAUUACUGAGGUUCCUGCAUUUGCAAUUCACUUCAGCCAUGUUAGAUUUAUCGUCCAAGGAAUUUCAAGACGCAUCCUCCACAAUUACUAGUUUGUUAAGCGAUGGACUGCAGAAUCUUGGUGAUUUGGUUGCUCAGGUACGGAGGUUAAGUAAUGGAAGUGUGAUUGCUGGUGUUAAUAUAUACGUACAAAAUCCACAAAUGUCUUAUGAUGAAUUUAGUGAAAACCUGUUACAAGGAUUGAUAGAGUUAGCAGAAAAAGAUGGAUUAAUAGAUCAAGAUGCCAUCACAAUAUUUAGCACAGAUGGGAUGCCAAUGGGCUCAAGCACUUGUUACAGUGAUGGACUUAGUGCAGCCAUGUGGCAAGUGAUGCCACAUGAAUGUGGGCGAGACGCAACUCAGGAGGAGUUGCUGAAACGGUUAAGUGAGAUGGAAAUCACACAAGAAAAUGCGGGGACUGUGAUUGCAGAGGUCAACAAUAUCACAAGUUCAUCAGAAAAUGUAACAUCAAGUAGCCUAGACACCACGGCCGACAUUAUAGAAAGCAUUAUAGCAGUAAAUUCAACAUCCGCAGAGGUAACUUCAAUGUUGGUUGACACUAUUGCGAAUCUAUUUGAUGUGGAUGAUAACGUGCUAUUGGCGAGUCAAAUGGAGACCCAAGCUCCAAGUAGAAUUAUUGAAUCCCUCGAAGAUCAACUAACGCAUGUUGACCUUGAAAACAAUAAAUACCAAGCGAUAACCGAUAAUGUAGCAGUGCAAGCGCAGACAGUUAAUACGAAUGAGGUUGCAGAAGUAGGCAUCGGAUUUGCAUCUUAUCAAGCAACAGAUACAAAGAAAAUAAAUAAUGUAACAGAUUACAACCAAGGUAGUCAACUAGAAGAUACCGUAUCUGUCAGUAUAUUCAUACCGUCAGCAGUUGCUUCAAUUUUAACAGAUCAGUCAGGUGGGGACAAAUUUCGCGUUAUUACAGUUGUGUAUAAUGACAGUACACUGUUUCCAACUAGCCAAUUCAAUUCAUCAAUUCGAAGGCCUAAUAGCAAAGUUAUUUCAUUGUCUAUACCUGGAAUCAAAUUGACAGAUUUGCAGGAACCAGUUAUAACAACAUUUAUACCAGCAGAGGAGUCCAAAAACAAUAAUGAAACAAGCUGUGUAUUUUGGGAUUUCGGUCUUGAUGGUGUUGGUGGUUGGUCAAGCCAGGGCUGCUAUUUGGCAAAUGGAUCUUUAGACGGAAGUGACCGUCAAGUUUGCCACUGUGAUCAUCUUACUAAUUUUGCCAUUCUUAUGAAUUUCUAUUCAGAUGGUCCUAGAGUAGACAAUGAGGUAGCUGAAUACAUCACAAAUAUUGGUCUUGGUAUUUCAAUCGCGUCUUUGGUUAUAACCAUAUUUACUUUUUUGAACAACAGAAAACUACGGAAAAGUAAACCUCAACAGAUUCUCUGUCACCUGUGCACAGCCUUACUUUGCUUGUACAUAACAUUCCUUGUUGGAAUUGACCGCAAUGAAAAGAGGGGCGCAUGUGUUGCGAUUGCCGCUAUCAUCCAUUAUUUUUUGCUUGCAUCUAUAUUCUGGAUGUCAGUGCAAGCUGUUAAUAUGUACUACUCAUUCGUUAAAGUUUAUGAUGCUCAUGUGUCCAAGUUUUUCUUAAAAGCCGGCCUGUUUGGAUGGGGUAUUCCAGGUGUGAUCGUUGCUGUAACUGUGGGUAUAGAUGCUGAUAAUUAUGCAAACACCAACUAUUGCUUCUUGGUGGUAACCCGGAUGUAUUACAGUGUGGCGAUACCUGUAGGACUUAUGUUACUAUUCAACAUAACUGUAUUCAUUAUGGUAUUAAAUAGUCUUAGUAAGCUUGGUAAAAUUUCCAAUCAAGCUCACAAAACUAAUAAGAAACACAAAGGGAUGCAGUUGCUACAGAAUGGAGUGUGUAUUUCAGUAGUAAUGGGAAUGACUUGGCUUAUAGGCUUCUUUGCGAUUGGCAGUGCCACUGUCGUUAUUCAAAUUCUGUUCUGCAUCCUCAAUUCCCUCCAAGGUUUCUUCAUAUUCGUCAUGUAUUGUUUAAGAAGUCAAGAUGUUCGCAAGCAUUGGAGACGACAGUUCAGGCAUAUUACUGGCACAACGAGUAGAAGUUUCAAGUCUAUAUCCUCCACGUUACGUGGUACCAAAAGGAGUAUUCUGUAUUCCAGUGAACGUAAAUCAAGUUCAUCCGGAUUUACACUUUCAAAAAAUCACAGUUCAUCGCAAAUUACCUCUCAAAGAAUGUCUGAGUCAGAAAUGUCACAUUCGCAUAAAAAUGGCAAAGUUUCAAACAGCAGCUCAAACAAUAACCAAGUAUCAUUUGCAAAAUCCUCUAGUGUUUCCAAUGGAUUCACCUUUCGAAAAUAGUAUCAUAAUUUAUUUGUUACCAUGAUAAGGUUACUUUCUUCAUUUUGACGUCAUAAUAUGUAACUUAAAAUUACGUCAGUUUGGGUGCAAUUAUUCUAAGUAUUGAUCAAAAGGGGAAAAAAAACUUAAAAUUACGUCAGUUUGGGUGCAAUUACCCUAAGUAUUGAUCAAAAUGAAAAAAAAAAAAAAAAAUCUAUAAAGUUAAAACUCCCGAUGUGUUUUUUUUUUUUCACUUCGACUUUCAUGAACUUCUUAAAAUCAUAGACUCACUACUGUAUAAUGGUAUAUGUAAUCCGUCUGGUCCCUUUAAUCUCUCUCUUUUCUGUUUCUCAAGAUAAUCAUGAAAAAAUAUAUUUUGUAUUUAUAGGUAUUCUUUAAUCACUAGUGUAUAAUAAAAGUCAUGAUAAUACUAUAUUAUUAAGUACUGUAAUACUAAUACUAAUUAUUAUAAUAAUACACUAUAUAGUAUAAUAUUUAACUUCACUUUUAAAUUGAAAUGACAGGUGGUUCUAGAAUGUUGCAAUAUAUUAAAAAAGAAUUAAAUAGGCUGUUUAUUUAUAGAAAUACAAAAUUAAAAUAAGAGUAUGAUAAUAUAUUGAAUAUAUUUAUUAUACGGGACAUUAUUACUAUAAUAAUAUAAUAAUAUUACAAUAUGAUGACAAUACAAUAGUAUUAUAAUAACAGUAUUUCUUAUACAUUACUAAUAAUUGUAUAAGACAACAACAAUGAGAUUUUGUGUUGCAUUUGACAUCAGUUUUAAUAUGAAAUGACAGGUUGUUUCACAAUGUUGCAAUAUGUAUUAUAGAUAAAAAUAUUAAUAGACCUCCUGAGUUAAUUUUGUUGUAUAUUUUAUUCAGAAUAUUACAAAGGUAAACUGAGAGUACAUCAAUAUAUUAAAGAUCUUCAACGAAUCAACAAGAAA